CCUUCAUACGCGCCGGGAAGCAACUCGGAAACGGACCAAGAUGGCGGCGCCCACUGAGGGGCCAACGUUUGCCGCGGGGGUCGAAAAGAAUUGUAGUGCGGUUGUUCGCUCCCCAGAAGAGACUCCCCAGAAAGUCCGACAGCUGAUAGAUGAGGGGAUUGCCCCGGAAGAGGGAGGCGCCGAAGUGAAGGACACAUCUGCCACACUCCAGUCAGUUAAUGGAUCACCGCGAGCAGAAGAACCUCCAUUGGAAUCUAGAAGCAAAGAAGCCUUCUUUAGCAGAGUGGAAACCUUUUCUUCUUUGAAAUGGGCAGGAAAGCCCCCUGAGCUGUCUCCACUGGUCUGUGCAAAAUAUGGCUGGGUCACAGUUGAAUGUGAUAUGCUGAAGUGCUCCAGCUGUCAAGCUUUUCUCUGUGCCACUUUACAACCAGCUUUUGAUUUUGACAGAUAUAAGGAACGAUGUGCUGAGCUGAAGAAAGCCUUGUGUACUGCCCAUGAGAAGUUCUGUUUCUGGCCAGACAGCCCCUCUCCAGAUCGAUUUGGGAUGUUGCCAUUGGAUGAACCUGCGGUUCUUGUUAGUGAAUUCCUAGAUCGUUUUCAAAGCCUUUGUCACUUGGACUUCCAGCUUCCUUCCCUGAGGCCAGAGGACUUAAAAACUAUGUGCUUGACAGAAGACAAGAUCAGUCUUCUCCUGAACCUGCUUGAAGAUGAACUUGAUCACAGAACUGAUGAGAGAAAAACUGCAACCAAACUAGGUUCAGACAUCAUCCAAAUCCAUGUCACUGCCUGUAUUCUCUCCAUGUGUGGCUGGGCGUGUAGUUCUUCGCUGGAACCCAUGCAGCUCUCCCUGAUAACAUGUUCACAGUGUAUGAGGAAGGUGGGGCUCUGGGGCUUCCAGCAGAUCGAGUCAUCCAUGACCGACCUGGAUGCAUCCUUUGGUCUGACCAGCUCCCCCAUCCCAGGCUCUGAGUGCCAGCCAGAGCGCUUCUCUCUGGUGCCUGAGUCUCCUCGGAGGAUGAUGACUCGGAGCCAGGAUGCCACGUUUUCCCCAGGAUCAGAGCAGGGUACUUCCAUCAUCUCCCCUUUCCUUCAGGCUGAAAGGAGCCCAGGUCCCAUUGUCUCUAGAACUCGAAGCUUGGACUCUUCCAGUCCUGUUGACCGUCCUGAGCCAGAGGCCGCUAGCCCCACCCCCAGAACCCGCCCAGUGACACGAAGCAUGGGAACAGGAGACGCCACUGGCCUAGAAGUGCCAUCUAGUCCUCUUCGGAGAGCCAAGCGGGCUCGCCUCUGCUCUUCCAGCAGCUCGGACACAUCUUCCCGAAGCUUCUUUGAUCCCACUUCUCAGCAUAGAGACUGGUGUCCUUGGGUGAAUAUCACAUUUGGAAAAGAAACCAGGGAGAAUGGUGGAACUGAGGUAGAUGCCAGCACCCCGGCAGAGCCAGGCUGGAAGGCAGUGCUGAACAUCCUCUUGGCCCACAAAGAGUCUAACCAGCCAACUGAAACCGACUCCAUGAGUCUCUCUGAGAAAUCAAGGAAGAUGUUCCGAAUAUUCCGGCAGUGGGAAUCUUUAUCCUCAUCCUGAAGAUAUUCCAGCCCUUCCUGCAGAGAAGUGGAAUGAGUGGCUUUGAAAAAUGAAGCCUGAAUUCCCUUUUGAGCAGCUGAUGCUAAGUUUUUCUCCAUUCUGGUUUAAUCAUAAGGAGCCCCUGCCCUUGCAAAGGCAUGUAUGUCAUCAUCUGCAUCUGACUGAGGGGAAAACCUGUUUGCAACACAGGGAUGUGGGCUGGGAGAGGUAGGGCGACCCUGGCUCUGUUCAAGGAGUGCGUGGUUCCAAAACUCAACUGAGGACCCAGGACUUGAGCAUUUUUAGUGUCUUUAGUGGGGGCAGUGUUUUGAGGACUCUUAUAUCCCAGGAAUACAUCAGUAUGUGUUAAUAAAAUAUUUGUUAAGAUUCUCACAGCUGGAGAACUGUUUUCCUCCUUGUCUAAUGGGCUGACAUAAAGGAAGCUGAGACUGAGAAAACUACAGUGGAGCAGUAAACAAAGGCAAAAUUUCAGUUUUCAGAUUGGCUGCAAAGCCUGGAAUUUAUUUGUGAUUCUAGUCGAAGAAGUAUUCCUAAACCAGAGGCAAGACGUUGUUCAUUAUAUCACCAGGAGAUCUCUUGAUGUGUUAUAGUGAAUGGUAAGCUGAUAAUUUUCUCUCUUCACUUUGAUAAUAACAGAAUAAGAGACUCUUCAGAAGAGACCCCUCUCCAUGUGCCUUCUAAUGCAAGGCUCCCCUGAGUGGGGCUCCCCAAGGCUCUUUCACUGCUGGUGGAGAGCAUUGGUGUCCAUGGUGGAGAAGCUGACCCUGACCUGCCCCAACUGAAUAGACUACCCAUUGAGAAAGUGAGCAUGAAGGAAACUAGCUAUUCUCCAGAAUGUUGUACUUUCUUUUAGUGACUGUGGUUGGUUGGUUUUAUAACUUCUUUUAUACUGAAGUAUUUUAAAGAACAUAGGUAAUAUAAUAUUCCACCCAUGCUAAACUUUAGGUUAUAUCUCUAAAAAACAGACCAUUUUUUCUAUGUACUACAGCCAACAAAAAUUAAUAAUCCCUUAAUAUCAUCUAAUACCCAGUCCAUA
Messenger RNA from Globicephala melas (long-finned pilot whale), 2618 nucleotides. It is a transcript of the gene ZC3HC1, whose product is annotated as zinc finger C3HC-type containing 1. Gene Ontology annotation, molecular function: zinc ion binding. Gene Ontology annotation, cellular component: nucleus. Lineage: Eukaryota; Metazoa; Chordata; Mammalia; Artiodactyla; Delphinidae. The record is from RefSeq and is a predicted model, not a curated record.